Molecule: messenger RNA, 1704 nt
Organism: Lentinula edodes (shiitake mushroom)
Lineage: Eukaryota; Fungi; Basidiomycota; Agaricomycetes; Agaricales; Omphalotaceae
Exons: 11
Coding region: 15-1451 (478 amino acids)
Biological process (GO): rRNA base methylation
Cellular component (GO): nucleus
Molecular function (GO): 23S rRNA (adenine(1618)-N(6))-methyltransferase activity
Source: RefSeq, a predicted model, not a curated record
ACGAAUUCAUCUAGAUGCAUUCACGAAAUAUUUAUCGCAAUGGAAUUGACUUUGCUGAACUUUCGGCUGUGUACCCGCCUUUGAGGAAGUACAUCGACAAGGCUUCUAGCCCGCACAAAACAAUUGAUUUCAAAGAUCAGGAUGCCCAGAGAUGCUUAACUGAAGCCUUGCUUCACCGUGAUUUCAAGCUGAAGAUACGUCUUCCGCCUGACAGACUUUGUCCUCCCGUCCCAAAUAGACUCAACUAUAUCCUGUGGCUCCAAGAUAUCACCUUUGCCUCGCGCUACAUGGACGAACCUAAUACGCAGUCGAGCGUUCUGGGCAUCGACAUAGGUACAGGCGCUUCAGCUAUCUAUCCACUAUUGGCAUGUUCGUUGGAGAAAUCAUGGGAAUUUGUCGUUUCCGAGAUCGAUCCAUCUUCAUUCGUAACUGCCAGGCAGAAUAUUUCAACCAACAAACUUGGUGACCGCAUCCAAAUCGUACAAUCUCAUGCAACUUCGCCGAUUCUCCUACCUUUGCACCUUGAUAAAGAAAGAAGAUUCGAUUUCACUAUGUGCAACCCGCCAUUCUACAGCAGCCUCCAGGAGGUCCUUCAAUCAGCUGAGGCCAAACAAUAUCGACCGAACGCCGUUUGCACUGGCGCAGAAAUUGAGAUGAUCACCUCUGGGGGUGAAUCCGCAUUCGUCGGCAAAAUGGUCAUAGAAAGCUUGGACAUUCGGGAAAGAUGCAAAUGGUAUACUUCAAUGCUUGGGAAAUUGUCAUCAGUGACAGAAGUGGUGGAUAUACUGAAAUCCCACUCAAUCGAUAACUACAUCAUUACGGAGUUUGUGCAGGGCCAGACUCGCCGCUGGGCUGUGGGCUGGUCAUUUUCCGAUACACGAUUACCAGAUACCAUCUCCCGUAUCCAGAAUCCGAAUCCAACCAUAUCGAAAUACCUACCUGCUCACAAUACGAUACUACAGCCUGUAGUAUCUGUCUCCAGAGGAUCGUUAUACGAAAGACUUUCAAGUAUACUGUCUUCCGUUGCCCAUAUUCAUAUUCGAUCCCAGAGUGCUCUCAGUGUAGGAGCCCCCGCUGAGACCAAUGGCAUUCGUCCCGAGCCGAAUUUUGGAUACCUCGUAUCCGUUCAGGAAAACACCUGGUCACGAAGUGCUCGUCGACGCAAAACGCGACGUGUUGAUGACUUGGAAUCAAACGUAGGGUUUGACCGUCAAAACACUGUCGCAGCUUCUGGUGGUGAACGACUAGCUUCAUCACAUAUGGCUUGUUCUAUAAUGGUUAAAGAGUCUUUCAAGAAUACGAAUUUUGCUUUUGGAGCAAAAGAAGAUCAGGAUUCAAGUUUGCAGGAUUUCAUCGUCGAGUUCACUUGGAGAAAAGGACAAGUUCGAGAGCUGUUCGAUAGUUUUUGUAGUCAUGUCAGUAGGAAGGUCGUCUCUUCAACAUGGUCUUAGCACUUGCUAUGCACCGGUGAAUGAUGUUCGUGUUGUGGGGCCUGCGGAAAUAUAUCCUCUCUGUUACUGUUUUUUUUAAAUUGUCGCUUGUUACUAUUGCCCCCCUAGAAGUGGGAGGAAGUGGGUCACACUGGGAUGUGAGUCAUUUGGGUGUUCUAGGCUCUAGUACUUAUCUUGACCAGUAACUUCGAUGUAUGUUAUGUACAGUAACAUCGAGCAAUGCUCUCGGCACGAUUCCAGUGUAAAUGAGGAG